AACAAUUUUUGUAUAAUAUAACGGAGACUUAAAUUAAAAUGGCGUAUACAACACGUUCAAAUUUUAAACAUAAUCACUAUUUUGCUUGUUGUAAGACAGCUUUCGAGGAAGGUAGAGGCUAUCGUUCGAAAUCUGCCAAUCCGCCAUCAUCAUUGUUGUCAUUGUAUUCAGCUCCAAUAUCAGGGAUUAAAACACGACAUGUUCCACCAUUUUCAAUACAAUCACAACAAAAGAAUACAGUAGUAGCAAGUGGGCCUUUAGAUUAUUCUUCCGAAACUGCAAGUGAGCGAGGAAAAACGAAAAGUAAGUUAUGGAUUGUAAUAUUUAAAAAACAAUAAUCAACAAUUAAAUACUGUUUAUUUAAUUAUUGUUCAAAAAACUUUCAUCACAGCAACUCCUUUCGCAUGUAUUUCGAUCGCGGAGAUCUGCCAAUCAAAAUGGAAUACUUGUGUGGUGGUGACAAAAUUGGCUGGACCGUGGAUAUAGAAAAAUUGGAUUAUAGUUUAUAUCUUCCUUUGUUUUUUGAUGGUCUUUGUGAAAUUGAACAUCCAUACAAAACAUAUGCCAGGCAAGGUGUUUCAGAUCUUUUAUUAGCAGGAGGCGAAAAAGUACAUGCUGUCAUACCACAGUUAAUAUUGCCAUUAAAGAAUGCCUUAAGUACAAAAAAUUUGGAAGUGAUGUGUACAACAUUGAAAAUUAUACAACAGUUGGUGUUGUCAUCGGAUCUGGUGGGACCAGCAUUAGUACCGUUUUAUCGACAGUUAUUGCCAAUGUUUAAUGCUUAUAAAGUCAAGAAUUUGAACUGUGGAGAUGAAAUUGAUUACACUCAAAAGAAAAACAUGAAUUUGGGGGAUUUAAUUGAUGAAACACUUCAAAUUUUAGAAAUACAUGGUGGCGAAGAUGCUUUUAUUAAUAUCAAGUACAUGGUUCCUACGUACGAAUCUUGCUAUUUAAACUAA
Messenger RNA from Calliphora vicina (urban bluebottle blowfly), 959 nucleotides. Its product is annotated as parkin coregulated gene protein homolog. The transcript is spliced from 5 exons. The record is from RefSeq and is a predicted model, not a curated record. Gene Ontology annotation, molecular function: Hsp70 protein binding; Hsp90 protein binding. NCBI's taxonomy places the organism in Eukaryota, Metazoa, Arthropoda, Insecta, Diptera, Calliphoridae.